GCCGCAGGUUUCUAACGACCAAUCGCCGCGAAUAGUCCGCUCCAGUGAAAUAUUCAGCUAACCGAAAUUUGUUGUGUGAAAAGUGUUGAAAUUUUUUAGUUAAUUUGCUGCUUUUCACACAGAAAACGGUUUAAUACCUCAGCGAGAGCCGGGAUAUAGUGAUAUACGUAUAAAAUACAAACUCAAAAUUUAAAUUCAAAAUGGAGAGCUUUGCAGCAGCAGCCACACAACUGGGGCCACAUUUUGCCCCACUGUCAAAUGGAUCUGUGGUUGACAAGGUGACACCCGAUAUGGCCCACCUGAUCAGCCCAUAUUGGAAUCAGUUUCCCGCUAUGGAUCCGAUUUGGGCGAAAAUUCUCACCGCCUACAUGAUUAUAAUUGGCAUGAUUUCGUGGUGCGGUAAUGGGGUGGUCAUUUACAUAUUCGCCACCACAAAGUCGUUGCGCACGCCUGCUAAUCUGUUGGUCAUUAAUUUGGCUAUCUCCGAUUUCGGCAUUAUGAUCACCAAUACGCCAAUGAUGGGCAUUAAUUUGUACUUCGAGACAUGGGUGCUGGGACCCAUGAUGUGCGACAUUUACGCCGGUCUGGGAUCGGCCUUCGGUUGCAGUUCCAUUUGGUCCAUGUGCAUGAUCUCGCUGGAUCGUUAUCAGGUUAUUGUCAAGGGUAUGGCCGGCCGUCCGAUGACAAUACCCUUGGCAUUAGGGAAAAUUGCGUACAUUUGGUUCAUGUCGUCGAUUUGGUGUCUGGCGCCAGUAUUUGGCUGGAGCAGGUAUGUACCUGAGGGUAAUUUGACUUCCUGCGGCAUUGACUACUUGGAGCGCGAUUGGAAUCCACGUUCAUAUCUGAUUUUCUACUCGAUCUUUGUCUACUAUAUCCCACUGUUCUUGAUCUGCUACUCGUACUGGUUCAUCAUUGCCGCCGUAUCUGCCCACGAGAAAGCCAUGCGCGAACAGGCCAAGAAGAUGAAUGUCAAAUCUCUGCGCUCGUCCGAGGAUGCCGAGAAGAGUGCUGAGGGCAAGCUCGCCAAGGUUGCUCUGGUCACCAUCUCACUGUGGUUCAUGGCCUGGACCCCAUACUUAAUCAUCAACUGCAUGGGUCUAUUCAAAUUCGAGGGUCUAACACCAUUGAACACCAUCUGGGGCGCUUGCUUUGCCAAAUCGGCUGCCUGCUACAAUCCAAUUGUUUAUGGCAUUAGCCAUCCCAAAUACCGAUUGGCACUGAAGGAGAAAUGCCCGUGCUGCGUCUUUGGCAAGGUCGAUGAUGGCAAGUCGAGCGAUGCUCAGUCUCAGGUCACUGCCAGUGAGGCUGAGUCCAAGGCAUAAAUUGUUGGUUCUUCCACAAUAACAACAACAGCAACAACUACAACAACAUACGACAACAACAGCAAUAAAAUAAUAACAACAUCAAUACCAACAAAACAAGAACAACUACAACAACAACAACAGCAAGAACAACUGCAGCAACAGAACGAAACGCUUUCGAAUAACAGCAUAUAUAAAAAAUUUGUUAACACAUAUGUAAAUGGCAUAUGUGUAACUGCAAUGUCACUAAAGACUAAAAAUCAAAAAAA
Messenger RNA from Scaptodrosophila lebanonensis, 1570 nucleotides. RefSeq names its product opsin Rh1 (gene ninaE). The coding region runs from base 201 to 1322 and encodes 373 amino acids. Gene Ontology annotation, cellular component: membrane. Gene Ontology annotation, biological process: visual perception; G protein-coupled receptor signaling pathway; phototransduction. The transcript has 5 exons. The record is from RefSeq and is a predicted model, not a curated record. NCBI's taxonomy places the organism in Eukaryota, Metazoa, Arthropoda, Insecta, Diptera, Drosophilidae. Gene Ontology annotation, molecular function: G protein-coupled receptor activity.